UAUACGACAGCCGCGAGUCGUUACAUGCAUGCGUACUGGUUAAGUGGCUGAAAAGCUUGGGCUGGCGAUCAACAGUUAUUUUGCUCGCCCGAGGAAGGGGUUUAGAGUGGAAUUCCCUUCAUUAGAAGUCAGCAUUGCACUCCGAUGAUGCAGCAGGAAUUUGUUUGGGUCGCCUUCAUCACAGGGAGUACAUUGUUGGCGUUUUUCCCGUGUCUGGUUCUGUGAGAGACGCCCCUCGCCGACCGUUUGCAUCGAGUGUUCAAGAGGAUUUUUCAAAAGAGUUGCAAGCGACCGUAAAACUUCUCUAUUCUCGCGGAUUUCGGAGGAUUUUCCUGCCCUGCUUGUUUUCUUUGAUCAUCGAUCAUACUUUGAGCGUCCUUGGAGGACAUUGGCAAGUGAACAGCACCCUUUUCCUUGCCUGUGUUGGAGAAAAACCGUCUAGUAAGGUUUGUUUUGAACAACUCCUACUCGCGAGUGACUGACCUCCACAGUAAAAAAGAGGUGACCCCGGAGGCGUCCCGCUUGACGAAGCUUUUCCGUACAGAUUUUCCGCUCCGUUUGCGACGCAGUUUGUUGUUGUUGUCCUUCGCCUUCGAUGUAGGGGGAAUAUAUAAUUCCGGGCGAGAUGAACAGGAACAAACGUCCCGGCUCGGGCGGGAGGGAGAAGCAGCAGAAGGGGGGUAAACACUGGUACCAGCGCGUACGGGACACCCUCGUGUCCCGAACAGAAGACGGUAGCUUCAACUUCACUAUAAAGGGAGGGGCCGAGAACGCACUCUUCACCUUCAUCGGGGAGGCCAAAACCGACAAAAUAGUCUACAGAGCGGGAAAACUCCACUCAGACGACAUCAUCCUCGAAGUCGACGGCACGAAAGUCGCAGGAUUCACCCUAAAAGACGUCCAGGAGUUGAUCAAGGACAGCAAGGACCCGGUGUCUCUGAAAACUGUCAAACCAGGGCAAGGACUGACCAAGGACCUGCGACAGUACCUGAACACCAGGUUCCAGAAAGGCUCGGUGGAUCAUGAUCUACAGCAAACCAUCCGAGACAACGUCUACCUGAGGACAGUACCCUGCACGACCCGAGGCCCUCGGGAGGGUGAGGUGCAGGGGGUGGACUACCAGUUCCUGACGGUCGAGGAGUUUAUGGCCUUGGAGAAAAGUGGAAAUCUACUAGAGAGCGGUCUGUACGACGGUAACCAUUACGGAACUCCAAAGCCUCCGAAGGAAGCUACCGCAGGCUUGAAGAAGUCCAGUUCUACCGGCGAUCUCCGACCUGGUUCACACCCUUCCUCCGAGGGCAAGAGGAAACGCAACCAGUCCAAUGUGGAAAGCCCCAAGAGCACCAUCAAUGGCAGAGCGGGGGACGAGAAGGAGGUGGUAGAGCGGAAGAGGAGCGAUUCCAUCACCAUGGCAACGGAGCAGCAGGAUCUGGGCCCGUUGCCAGACAACUGGGAGGUGGCGUACACCGACAAUAACGAGAUGUAUUUCAUCGACCACAACACAGGGACGACCCAUUGGGACGACCCACGACUCCAGGAGGGGGGGCAGGAUGGAGGUCAACAAAAUGUGCCAAAUCAGGGGGAGGAUACAGAAGAGGAGCUGCUGCCAUAUGGUUGGGAGAGGAUAGACGAUCCACACUACGGCACUUACUAUGUCGAUCACGUCAACCGCAGGACGCAGUACGAGAAGCCCACCAUGGAUGCCGACAAGAUUCCCAAAGAAACUGAUGAUUCCUCCACCCACCCUGCCUCCGAUUCCGAGCGCACAUCCCCUCCCCCUGACAAUGGUAAAGCUCCUGUUGAUGAUUCCCGCGAAAAUUCUCCCCGCGACGAUCAGUCCGAUAAAGCUCCGCCUUCCGCCGGCGGCUCCGAUACCGGGCCGCCGCCCCCUGCAGAGGCUGAGAAUGCGUCCAAAGCGUACUUCACUAGCAAUCCAGAUGAGCUGACGGGAGAGAUGAUCGAGACGUUGUUGGUGAAGAGCGAGCGAGGGUUCGGGUUCACCAUCGUGGGGGGUGACGAGCCGGGGGAGUUCCUACAGGUGAAGAGCGUGGUGCCGGGAAGCCCCGCUGCAGAGGACGGGAAACUAGAAACAGGUGAUGUGAUAGUGUUUGUGAACGACACCUGUGUCCUCGGCUACACCCACAGCGACGUGGUCGGACUCUUCCAGACCAUCCCGCCCGGUCAGAGGGUACGCCUGGAGUGCCGCAGGGGGUACCCUCUGCCCUUUGACCCCGAUGACCCCAACACGAACAUUGUGACCUCUGUUGCCAUAGCGAUGCCCACCACCAACACGGUGGACAGUCUCGUGUCGAGGUACAACGGCGAUCAGCCGGAUAGACUGCCGUUCGUGCCGCCGCCGCAGCGCCCGACUCACACCGUGCAGUCCUCCUUUUCCAAAUCCAUGCCAGACAUUUCCGCACGCCCCAGGCAUCAGCACGAGAGGUCGUUGACCCCGGAGCCGGGUCCUCACCCCAACCGCGCCUCAACCGGAUACUUCUACGAGGACGGCGUGAGUUUACGCCCCGAGGAACUAAAACCGGAGUACGUCACGGUCCACAUAGUCAAAGGGGACCGUGGAUUCGGCUUCACGAUCGCGGACAGCGCGUACGGGCAGCGCGUGAAACAGAUUCUGGACGAGCCGCGGUGUAAGAACCUGUGCGUGGGAGACGUGCUGGUGGAAAUCAACGGCACGGACGUACGACAGUGUACACACAACGAGCUGGUGGGGAUUCUCAAGGAGUGCUCCAAGGGCAAGGAGACAACCAUUAUUGUGCAGAGGGGAGGCAUCCUACAGCUGCAGGGGAAAGGGAAGAAGGGGACGCCGUCCAAGCAGCCGAUACUUCCCAUGGCGCAGGACGGGUUGCUGGGGAGACGGGCCGCCGAGUACGGGUACCAGGCGCCGCCGUCGUCGUCUCACCUGCGGUCUGCCGACCUGGCCGAAAAUGGCAGACAAGACGCCCACCCUGUGUCGUCAUAUGGCACCUUGCCACGUGCCCCACCCAGGCCCGCUGAGCCCACCAUGUACAACGGAUACCAGUAUAACCCACCAAACAGGAGUCCUUCCAGGCCUAACUACGAGGCACCCCCGCCCCCAGUGAGGAUGGACUCUGAGGUUCCCGCGCCUCCCGUACGGAUGGACGUGCCUCCGCCGAGCGCUGACGAGGCCUGGCAGGAGAUGACCAUCUUCCUGAGGAGACAGGAGAGCGGCUUCGGAUUCCGCAUCCUGGGUGGACAGGAGGAGGGCAAACCGGUGUCGAUAGGUGCUAUUGUGCCAGGUGGAGCGGCUGACCUGGACGGGCGGCUGUUGUCGGGUGACGAGCUGCUGUACGUGGACGGGGUGGCCGUGCAGAACGCCUCGCACCACAAGGUCGUGUCGCUCAUGGGUCAGGCCGCGCUGGCCGGCAAGGUGUCGCUCGGAGUUCGACGCAGGCUGCAAGACAUGGUUAGUCAGCCCCCGCCCAGACCAGCCAUGGUGAACGACUUCAGGCCGCCGCCGCCUGCAAUUUCACCUGUCGUCACCUACCCGUACGACGUCACCGUUCUUAGGAACGAGACAGAAGGCUUCGGCUUCGUCAUCACUUCAUCGGCUUCAAAAAGUGGAGCUAAAAUCGGCCGGAUCAUCCCCAGCAGUCCGGCGGAGCGCUGCGGCCAGCUCGCCGUGGGAGACCACCUGGUGGCGGUUAACGGGAUCAGCAUACUCAACCUGUCACACAGCGAGAUCGUCAACAUCAUUAAGGAGUCUGGGCUGAGGGUCACGCUCAAGAUCGCUCCCCCUGAUGAUCCCGGCACCCCAGGUGCAGCUCCUACGAAUGGCAACAUGAUGAAUGCUGUGGCCACACCUGCCAUAGCAGACCAGACUAACGAGAGCUUCGGAGAAGGGCAGAAGGAGAGAACGAGAGAAGAAAUCCUGGAGUGGCACCGUAAGGAGAUGCAGAAACGGGAAGCCCUAAUCCAGCGGCAGCAGUCCACCCCCACCCUGCCGCCGGGGUCCCAGCACUCUCCCUACCCCCCUCAGCACUCCCCCGGGGUCCCCCCACCCCAGCAGCACUCCCCAGGACUCCCGCCACCCCAGAGACACUCCCCCGCCCAGCCAUCGUUCCCUCCCCACCAGCCGUUGUCAGUGCAGACACACUACCCCCCCACGUCUCAGAUGCAGCACCCCCCCUCCCCCAGGAGAGUGGGGCCACCCUCCUCUCCGGGCAGAAGAUCACAGUGGUAA
Molecule: messenger RNA, 4219 nt
Organism: Branchiostoma belcheri (Belcher's lancelet)
Lineage: Eukaryota; Metazoa; Chordata; Leptocardii; Amphioxiformes; Branchiostomatidae
Product: membrane-associated guanylate kinase, WW and PDZ domain-containing protein 2-like
Exons: 20
Coding region: 626-4219 (1197 amino acids)
Biological process (GO): signal transduction
Cellular component (GO): cytoplasm
Molecular function (GO): protein binding
Source: RefSeq, a predicted model, not a curated record